AUGACACAAGCUCCUCUAGACGCAUCAAAAUUGAAGGUCACUCCAACUUCUCAUCCAACUCAAUUGAAAUCUAAUGAUCAAUUGAUCUUCGGUAAGACAUUCACUGAUCAUAUGUUGACCAUUGAAUGGACUGCCGAAAAGGGAUGGGAUAUUCCAGAAAUAAAACCAUACGGUAACUUAUCUCUUGAUCCAUCUGCUGUUGUUUUCCACUAUGCUUUUGAAUUAUUCGAAGGUUUAAAAGCGUACAGAACUGAUGAUCAUAAGAUUACCAUGUUCCGUCCAGAUAUGAAUAUGAUCCGUAUGAACAAAUCUGCUUCAAGAAUUUGUCUGCCAAAUUUUGACCCUGAAGAAUUGAUUAAAUUGAUCGGUAAAUUGAUCGAACAAGAUAAACAUUUGGUUCCAGAGGGUAAAGGUUAUUCUUUAUAUAUUAGACCAACUUUAAUUGGUACUACUGCAUCUCUUGGUGUGUCCACUCCAGAUAGAGCUUUACUUUACGUUAUUUGUUCUCCUGUGGGUCCAUAUUAUAAGACUGGUUUCAAAGCUGUUAGAUUAGAAGCUACUGAUUAUGCUACUAGAGCUUGGCCAGGUGGUGUUGGUGACAAGAAAUUGGGUGCCAAUUAUGCUCCUUGUGUUUUACCUCAAUUACAAGCUGCUGAAAGAGGUUAUCAACAAAAUUUAUGGUUAUUUGGUCCAGAACAUAAUAUUACCGAAGUUGGUACUAUGAAUGCCUUCUUUGUCUUUAAGGACAAUAAGACUGGUAAGAAAGAAUUAGUUACUGCUCCAUUAGAUGGUACCAUCUUGGAAGGUGUUACUAGAGACUCCAUUUUACAAUUAGCUAGGGAAAGACUAGAUCCAAAUGAAUGGGAUAUUAAUGAACGUUAUUGUACAAUUGAUGAAGUUGCUUCAAGAUCCAAGACUGGCGAAUUGGUUGAAGCCUUUGGUUCUGGUACUGCCGUUGUCGUCUCUCCAAUUAAGGAAAUUGGAUGGAGAGGUGAAGACAUUCAAGUCCCAUUAACUCCAGGUGAACAAACUGGUCCAUUAACCAAACAAGUUGCUGAAUGGGUUGCUGCUAUUCAAUACGGUAAGGAAGCUCAUGGUAACUGGUCUAAAGUUAUUGCCGAUUUAUCCUAA
Naumovozyma dairenensis CBS 421 is the source of this 1131-nucleotide messenger RNA. It is a transcript of the gene BAT2, whose product is annotated as branched-chain-amino-acid transaminase BAT2. The record is from RefSeq and is a predicted model, not a curated record. Lineage: Eukaryota; Fungi; Ascomycota; Saccharomycetes; Saccharomycetales; Saccharomycetaceae. Gene Ontology annotation, molecular function: branched-chain-amino-acid:2-oxoglutarate transaminase activity. Gene Ontology annotation, biological process: L-valine biosynthetic process; L-leucine biosynthetic process. Bases 1 to 1131 code for a protein of 376 amino acids. The transcript has a single exon. Gene Ontology annotation, cellular component: mitochondrion.